Messenger RNA from Eimeria maxima, 3717 nucleotides. Its product is annotated as ATP-dependent helicase, putative. The record is from RefSeq and is a predicted model, not a curated record. Gene Ontology annotation, cellular component: cytosol; P granule. Gene Ontology annotation, biological process: regulatory ncRNA-mediated post-transcriptional gene silencing. Gene Ontology annotation, molecular function: helicase activity. NCBI's taxonomy places the organism in Eukaryota, Apicomplexa, Conoidasida, Eucoccidiorida, Eimeriidae. The transcript has 23 exons. The coding region runs from base 1 to 3717 and encodes 1238 amino acids.
AUGGCAAAGCCGGUCGCGCGCUGGAGGCGCUCCGGGACCCGGGACAAUGUUGGCCUCUCUAGAGGUCCCGACACGAGCCCUCCUCCAGGAUCUUCAUCUCCUUCAGACCAUCAGGCCCCGAACAUGCCGCGGAGCUUCUCUUCCUUCCGUAUGCAAGGGGUGGCGCCAGCCGCUAACGAUUCAGGGGCCUUCCCUUCCCGGGAGGAUGGUCUCCAGCGUGCUCACUGUGGUGCAGCCCCUUCGGGCUUUUCUUCGCAGUCGCCAUCCUCAGUCGGGGUCCCAGGGGAAACACCCAGAUAUACUAUGGGUGGUUCGGAUGGAGCGCGAGGCAAUUUUGCACCUCCAGUCAGCCCGGGGCCUGCAGGGAGUGACCCUCAGUCAGCUACUGCUCUUCUGUUCGGAAAUAGGGGACUUGAGGCUUUCAACAAACUCACACUCGACGACGAGUACAUCCUGCACUUUUACGGAGUCCGACAGACGUUUAUGAAGCCCGCGGUUCAGGAACAUUGCGAGAGGGCUCCGGGGGGAGAUAGCAAUGGAGGAUUUCAGCACACUGUUGUGUGGAAUGUCAGGGGCCGCGAAUUCCGUGCUUCCGGUGUCGGCCGGUCUAAAAAGGACGCAAAGAAAGAGGCAGUUAAAGUCCUCCUCGUUCAGCUGGGGCCUGUAACACCACACGAAUAUGAGCAAGUCACUCGCGUUAUUUUCAACACCCUUAGAGGAAAGCUAAAUGCGAAGCAGAGGGCGAUUCCUGUCUCCAGAAUGAAACACAGCUUCGAAUGGAACUUUCUACUUGAUGGGGAGACCACUGUCGUGGAGUCUACAGGGAAUGGCUCUUUCCCGGUUGAGGCGGAGAUCGCUGCUAUGCAAGACAUGUACAUAAAAGUCCAAGAGGUGUGUGCUUUUUACCGCUCACAGUUGAAAGACAAAGGUCUGAUGCGUCGUGCGGCUUUGAACGCCGAGGCGUCGAGGAACAGAAAGCAGCAGCCACAAGAACAUCGGAGUCAGAUCACGAGGCCGUCGCAGCUCUCCAAGCACACAGCAGGGGAAAUAAACAUGCUGCACAAUACCGUCACGUCUCAGAACCAAAUCAAAGCCACGGAAACCAUCACAGAGGUGCCGGAAGGCCACCGAUGUGCUCUGGAGUGGAAGUGGAAAUCUGUCGAGGGACGCAUGCACUCUCACGUUAUCGUUGCCGUUGGCUCCACUAAGGCGGGAGCCCGAGCUCAAGCAGCCAUGCAGAUGAUGCAAGCGGCUGGCUUCAUAGAGCAUGUCGAGGACAAAGACAGGCAGGCAGCCCUCAUGGUUGUUAACCAGGUGGAGAGCAAAAAGGAUCCGUCAGUGUACGUGGAGAGUGCUUGCCGCCUCAUAGCCGAGACGAGAGGAGCGGUCUGGCGUAUUUUUCUUCCCGUUGUCUGGCGAGCGGCAAUGGCUGAAGGCAACCGUUCGCUCGUGAAUUCUCUCAUCGAUCAGCUCAAGUUGCAGGCUGCCCCACGCCCCGCCACAGCAGAACAGGCUCGGGGGGAAGGGCAAAGUAGCCCCGAGUCGCAAGAGACUGUCAAGGCGACAUACGACGCACCAAAGGUGAUGCCUCCAGAUCUUUGGGAACAACUCCUUGACGAGUGUACCGUCCUCACCAACUGCGAGUUUGGCCAGCAUUGCACAGACGAUUUGCUAGCUUUGGAGGGUCUUUUGGAGGGUCUUCGUGGAUAUUUGCUGGUUUUUGCCACUUAUAAACAUGACCUGGACGAGGAUUGUGAAGAGCGCAUGUUCCUCAGGAGUGUACAGUUUCGAGAGGAUGACAUCGUUCUCCUGAGGCCCUGUGACUCACAGGCGUUUACCGAAGGAGAGUCAUGGCAAAGGUGCUUUGUAGGCGUGGUGACUAGUGUAAAAGGCGAUUUUUCAGAGUCGUUGAACGUGAACGUUCGCGUCGCCACGGCUGAAGUCAAGAAGUAUCCUGAGGUUUUCAGAGGGCCGGUGCCACAGCUGAGCGACACAGAUCCAGAACAAUACAACCCGCUACACCAGCUGGACGAAUUGGCCGAUGGUGACUCCUGCAAGAAGCAACGCGUGCAGCCAUCGCUUUUACAGCAAGUCUCUCUUCAGGCGCGGAGACAAACUUCUUUCUCGAGCCGAAGUGCUGCGGACGAAGGCUAUGAUAUGUUGGGGGAUGGGUUUCGCCUCCCGACGGAUUUGCCGCUUAGCGAGGCCCAGCGCCAGGCAACGAUUAGCGCGAUGACGAAUCGCCUGACUCUUGUUCAGGGUCCCCCGGGUACGGGAAAAACGCAUGUGGCUUGCGCCAUCAUUGACGCGUGGCAGCGCAUCAAUCCGACAAAGAAGAUCCUUGCCGUCGCAGACUCUAAUGUUGCAGCGGACAACCUUAUGGAGGGACUUAGCAAUCGAGGCAUUCGCAGCGUCCGUGUAGGUAGCGGGAGUGAAUCGGACUUGAAGGAGGAAUCGAUUCAAGACCUUGCUCGAUAUCGUGACCUUCUACGAAUACGAGAUAAGAAUUCUGGGGAGGCGCGGAGUUUGCGCAUGCUCCUGGUUCGAGAAGCCGUUCGCAAGUACAAUGUGAUUAUUGCUACCUGUGUGGGCAGUGGACACGAGAUGUUCGACGACGUUACUUUCGAACGGGUCAUUAUUGAUGAAUGCGCUCAGUCCAUUGAACCGUCCAACCUGAUCCCCCUAGGUCACGGUUGCCGUUCGGUGGUCCUCAUCGGCGAUCACAAACAACUCCCACCAACAAUCGUAUCACGGGAAGCUAGCGACGGCGGGUCAGAUAUCACGUCACAGAAGAGGCACAUAGAUGAGUUUGCAUGGUUUUUACCAGCCAUUGAGGAACUUCUGUGUCUAAGUGUGUCUCUGGAUGACGUCGAUGACAGAAACCGGCCUCCAGUUGCAGGUUUUCUGUGGCCAUCCCAGCAUAGCCGUGUCUGCCUUAUUGACAUCUCCGCUGGGCUCGCUAACAUGGAGCAGUCAUUGGGGACUUCGAAGUACAGUCUUGUGGAGAUCGAUCCGAUAUUGGCAAUAUUGCGGUCGGUACUGCAGUGCGGGACAAUUCGUCCUAGCGAGAUCGGCAUUCUAACCCCGUACGAUGCGCAGAAGGCCCGGAUUCGUUUUGCUUUGAACGACUCUUUCGAUAAGGCUUUGUGCUACCAGAUUGACGUCGACUCGGUGGAUGGGUUCCAGGGCAAAGAAAAGGAUCUAAUUAUCUUCAGUGCUGUUCGUUCCAACCCACGAGGGGAAAUUGGGUUCUUAAAAGAUGCCCGCCGGUUGAAUGUUAUGCUAACGCGUGCUAGGCGGGGGCUCCUUGUGGUCGGAGACCAGUUGUCUCUUUGGGCGGACACGGUGAACUGGAGACCAUGGAUUUCUUGGGUUGGAAGCCAGAGGUCUAUUGUUCCUAUCUCUCGCCUGAACGACUACCUGGAGAUGCCCAACUACAACUAUAACCCUGUUGGUUCAGGAACUGCUCGUAUAGGUGUAAAUGUGGCUGGCACUGGGGGUGUCACUGCAACCAACACAGGUGGAGGGGCCAUAAAGACGGGCUACAUGCCGCAAGGUUUUCAAGCUGAUUUCGGGGGAGGCGGUGUGGGCGCAAGGGGAGAGGGAGGGCGCGAAGCUCCACCCGAACCAAUGCAUCCGGCUUACCCACGCUGCCGGCUUGGCGCAGGUUCUGGACCUCAUGGUUAUCACGAGCUCCGUUCUUGCGACAGCAGCUGA